Messenger RNA from Linum trigynum, 3803 nucleotides. The record is from the annotation of a GenBank genome assembly. NCBI's taxonomy places the organism in Eukaryota, Viridiplantae, Streptophyta, Magnoliopsida, Malpighiales, Linaceae.
CCAAUGAAUUAUUUAUCAGAAAAAUGAUCGAAAUCUAAUAUAUAACAAUCACUAGACCUACCUAUGUACCAUGACUAGAAAAAGACCUAUAGUGGGAGAACGUGGAAAUGUGAAAAACUGAUGGAGCCAUGAAAAACAAGAACCGAAGGAAGAAGGGUCGUCACCUUCCACAACGCCACUUCCAUUCCCAUCAUUCUCAUUCUACAACGGGCAGCUGGUGGUAGCUCAAUUCCAAAUCCACCCACCACAUUAAAUUUUACCUUUCUCCCUCUCUGUGUCUCUGUCCUGUUUCUCCUUUUAUCUGUUUCCGGAUUGAUUAAAGUCCUCUCCUCACACUCAAUUAUCUGAGUCAAUACCUUCCACCCUCUGUCUCGUUCCGUAUGUCUGCAUCAUCGUCGCUUUCUCUUUCUCCUUCCCUCCUCCCUUCUUCCCUUGUUCUCUUCCUUCUUUACAGAUGUAAACACGGAUCCAUUGCAAGGACCCAAAACCCACCUUUCCUCUUCCUCGACUUCGGUUUGCUUUUUUGCUCUCGCUCCCCACAUCAUAAAACAUGAUAAAGCACCAACCUUUAUAGAAAACUGAGCAAAAGAAUGCAGCCUAGUGUUGAGGAGAGGUUGAGGUUAGUCCACAUUUCUGCCUUAUUCUUUCCAUCCCCUGUUUCACUUCCUCUGUCUCUUUAAGCUGAAACGACUUCUUCCAGUUUCUCGCAGCUUGCUGCUGGUUCUGAGUUCAAUUGGCUUUCUAUGUAGCGCUUCUCCAUUUUAUAGAGAGAUCCGCUGGUUGCUUGUGCAGCACAAUUCUGUUUUGGGAUUAGAUUAAACAAAUGGGGCCUUUUUGGCUCCGAUUUUGUAUCUUCUCUUUGUCUCUGUGCUCUGUUUUCGAUACCUCUGUUGGCAUCUCUCAGCAUGUCGGGCGUAUAUACCCUGGUUUUGAAGCAUCACAGAUGGGUUAUGUCGAGAAGAAAGGCAUUUUCCUUCUCUCCCAGAACUCAACUUUUGGCUUUGGCUUCUUCGCUACCUUGGAUGACCACCUCUUCGUCCUUGUGGUGCUCCACAUCAAGAGUUCCAAAGUUGUUUGGACUGCGAAUCGUGGCUUAUUAGUCAGCAAUUCUGACAAAUUCGUGUUCGAUAGUAGUGGAAAUGCUUCUCUCCAUAGAGGGGGAGAUGUGGUUUGGAGUUCAAAUACAGGGAGGGAAAGAGUUGAUUCAAUGGAAUUGAUGGAGUCAGGGAACUUGGUGUUGCAUGGUGAGAAUGAAAGUGUUCUUUGGCAGAGCUUUGGCUACCCAACAGAUACCCUUUUACCAGGGCAGGAGUUUGUAGAAGGAAUGAACCUCAAGAGCUUUCCCAACAAGAACAAUUUGUUCAAUUUCCUUCAGAUUAAAUCUGGGGAUCUGGUUUUGUAUGCUGGGUAUACAACUCCUCAGGUGUAUUGGUCGCUCAGAAAUGACAGCAGGAGAAGUAAUAGAACUGUUGCAGGCCAAGUUCAUUCUGCUUCUCUGGAUGGAAAUUCAUGGAAUUUCUAUGACAACAAGAAGUUAUUGCUUUGGCAGAUGAAAUUCUCCAACAACUCUGAUCCAAAUGCUAGGUGGGCUGUGAUCUUAGCCUCCAAUGGAGGCAUUGCUUUCUACAACCUUGAAGCUGGAAGGUCAGUUCUCCCUGAAACAACUAAGAUCCCUCAGAGCUCGUGCAGUGUUCCUGAGCCUUGUGAUCGCUACUCUGUCUGUUUCUUCGAAGGCUGGUGUGAAUGCCCUGCAUCUCUCAACUCUCAAUUUGGGUGUAGGCCUCCUAUUCCCUCGCCUUGCAAUGGGUCAUCUCGUGGUGCUGCUGAAAAAGUUGAUCUCAUCUACAUUGGGGAGAAGCUCGAGUAUUUUGCACUCGGGUUCUCAGUUCCUAUGUUGACUAGAUCAAACUUGAGUGUCUGUAGAGAAGCUUGUCUAUCUAACUGCUCAUGUCUUGUUCUGUUCUUUGAUCAAACUAGUGGAAAUUGUUUCAUGUUUGACCAGCUCGGUAGCUUGAAUCGUGCUCUCGAUGGUUCUUUGGGCUAUACUUCCUACAUGAAGAUCUCAACAUCGAGUCUAAGAAGCAACGUUAGUGGUGGAAGUGGGAGGAAAGAAGCUGUAGUGAUUGUGAUCAUAGCAGUUACAACACUCAUAAUUGUUGCUGGUCUAAUCUAUUCCGGAAUCUGGUACCAUUUCAAGAGGAAGAAAAUAACUGGGUUGCUGAACGAGAGCUCAGAAGGGGAUGAUGAUUUCUUGGACAAUUUCGCCACAAUGCCUGUUCGAUACACCCUCGAAGACCUCUCUAUAGCGACCAAAAAGUUCACCACCAAGAUUGGUCAAGGAGGGUUCGGUUCGGUCUACCUAGGUUUACUACCAGAUGGUACUCAACUAGCUGUGAAGAAGCUAGAGAGUGUUGGACAAGGCAAGAAAGAGUUUAAAGCCGAGGUCAGCAUCAUAGGUAGUGUUCAUCAUAUGAAUCUAGUGAAGCUAAAAGGGUUCUGUGCAGAGGGCUUUCACCGCCUUCUUGUCUACGAGUUCAUGGCCAAUGGAUCGCUCGAUCGAUGGAUCUUCAAAAGUCCCAAAGAGGGUCUUUUGUUAGAUUGGAAUACCCGGUUCAGCAUUGCACUGGGAACAGCCAAAGGUCUAGCUUACCUCCAUGAAGAAUGUGAGGCAAAGAUUGUUCACUGUGACAUAAAGCCUCAAAAUGUGCUUCUAGAUGAGAACUUCACUGCUAAGGUCUCGGAUUUUGGUUUGGCUAAGCUAAUGAACCGAGAAGACAGUGGGGUCUACACUAUGGUUAGAGGGACAAGAGGGUAUUUAGCACCGGAGUGGAUCUCCAACCAGCCUAUAUCAGAGAAGAGCGAUGUGUACAGCUACGGGAUACUGUUACUCGAGAUCAUCGGUGGGAGGAGGAACUAUGAAUCAGAGGAGAGCUCUCAUAAGUCUCAUUUCCCUUCUUACUCGUUCAAGAUGUUCGAGGAAGGAAAGGUUAGAGAUAUCAUCGAUCCCAACUUGGAGAUCAAUGAUCACGAAGAUGGAAGUGUGGUCGACGCGAUCAAGGUUGCUUUGUGGUGUAUACAAGAUGAAAUGCAGGUGAGGCCGUCGAUGAGUAGAGUGGUGCAAAUGCUUGAAGGGAUAUCGGAUGUUCCGGACCCACCAAUGCCAUCCGAGUCUUGCCCUCGGCCUUAUACCAACUACUUGAGGUGGAGUAGUAGAGAGAGUACGAGUUCUGGGGUUAGCAAUCGGAAUUACGAUAGCAGCACAUUCGUGUCUGAUAGUCAGUUAUCAGGUCCUAGAUAACAGCAAUCAUUGUUAGAGGUGAUAUAGUAGCAAUACAUAGUUUGUGCUUAUACUUUGUUAAAAGUUUUCUCGUGAAUGGAUUCCUGAAAGAGUAUGGUAGUGGUUUACUUGUCCAUGAAUGCUAGUUAGUGAUGCAUUCUGUGUUUACUGUUUAGAAAAAGGAUAUGAACUUUGACGAAAUGAAAUCUCACCUAUGCAGAGUGAUUGUUUACUCUGUGGAAAAACAGGUUAGGCAAAGUUUGUGUCUCCUGUCAUAGUUUUCUGAAUUUAGUUCUACUCCCAUGAGAGCGACUCUUUACCAAAAACGGCGACUAAUUGAUUUUCUUCUUUAGUUAGUGCAUUUCCUUCUUCUUUGUGUUUUUCUUUUCCAAAAAUACACUACAAGUCAACUAACUACAAGGUGGAGCAAAUCAACUUGGAUUGAAGAGAAGAACCCGUUUCGCCUUUGUGCACACGCGUAGAACACGCUCCAUCAUUUCAACUCGAAUGAAGGUGCAAUCGUAAU